Rhinocladiella mackenziei CBS 650.93 is the source of this 1458-nucleotide messenger RNA. RefSeq lists its product as uncharacterized. The record is from RefSeq and is a predicted model, not a curated record. The transcript has 3 exons. Lineage: Eukaryota; Fungi; Ascomycota; Eurotiomycetes; Chaetothyriales; Herpotrichiellaceae. The coding region runs from base 1 to 1458 and encodes 485 amino acids. Gene Ontology annotation, molecular function: RNA polymerase II cis-regulatory region sequence-specific DNA binding; DNA-binding transcription factor activity, RNA polymerase II-specific. Gene Ontology annotation, cellular component: nucleus. Gene Ontology annotation, biological process: regulation of transcription by RNA polymerase II.
AUGGCCAGGAACGCAUUCGCUGGGCCAACUCCAUCACCUCCUCACUCAGGCGAUGGCCGUUACAACAUGGGCGACGAUAACCGGAGAGCUGUUGUCAAACCAGAGCCCUUCACACCCCCCUUGACUUCAAGGUCACUCAUUUCAGAUAUUCCUCCUCCAUUAGCAUUUGAUCCUUACGGCGAUCCAUCUCUUUAUCACACAGCUCCAGCUCAUGUGUAUUGCACACCACAGCAAACAAUGGUCACGUCGGUUCCUUCCCACAGAACUUCUCACCGUCUCGCCAAUGAUGGCAUUCAAACUCGCAGUGGGAGAGCGCUUGGUACACCAUCCAGUCCUGGCGAUACCGAAUCCACACGAGCCUCACAAUCACCCCGACCUCGAGCAAGAAGGAAUCUGACAAAGAAAGCCAAUUCAAAAGGCGGACCGGUCAUUGAUCAGCCUCUCAGCGUCUUGACCAAAGACUACGAGACCCCUGUGAGAGAUAUGUCAGCCUGGGUCAAUCGCUCGGUUGAAGAACGGAUGGCGGAGAUUGACCGAAAGAAGGGAUAUAUUGCCAGGCCAAUGAACUCUUUCAUGCUGUACCGAUCCGCGUACGCUGAUCGAGUAAAGCAAUUUUGCAAAGAAAAUAAUCAUCAAGUCGUGUCGCAAGUGACUGGGGCAAGCUGGCCGUUGGAACCAAAAGAGAUCAGAGAAUUGUAUGAGCGAUUGGCCAUCGUUGAACGUGACAAUCAUCAGGCUGCUCAUCCAAAUUACAAGUUUGCACCGAACAAAGCAGGUAAAAGACCCCGGAACGGCGAUGACGAGAGUGACAGUGAUCCGGAAUGGGAGGGCUCGACGAAGAAUUCCAAGCACAGUCGAAAUGCCCGGCGCGUUGACAGCAGGAGCACCUCAUCGACACCAUUUGAAGACCGACCAGCUCGAUAUCAGCGUCCUAUGCCUGCACUGCACCUUUCAGGAUUUGAAGUCGGCCACCCCUAUGGUGCUCCGCCGUUGAUGACGGGUCCGAAUGGAAUAGUCGGAGAGUAUUAUCAAGCUUCAGCCUUCGUGGAGCCGUAUGAUCAAGUCGGCGAUCUCAAAUUUGAGAGGAUUGAAGAUCCUUUCCCGUCGUACCAGACAAGUAUGGGUCCUGUCGGCGUGCCCAAUGCGGGCCAUCAUGAACUGUUGACCUCUUACCCAGCACCACAGCUGAUGGCCAUACCGGCUCAGAAUGACGUUCUUGAUCCCCGUCUCGAUCACAUCGAUCCAAACUAUCAGCUGGCAUAUUUUGGAGAAGGUAUGGAGCCAACGCAGGAGAUUCCCAGAACGAUCGCGUAUGAGACUGUUUCGCAGUUUGAAGUCGGAUACCAGCCAGAAGCUUACCACCCCGGGCUAGCGACAUUGACGGAAGAACAUGAUGUCUGGGGGGAGUCUGGACGUGCCGGCUCGGACUUUGACUCGGAAUUCCAGAAAUUGAGCUGA